GUAACUUCCCUGCGACGAAUACUGUGAUAUAACGUAGUUUUAAAGGAAGCUUUCGUUGUUGCGCGAGGCCAGCCUAAGACCAAGGCGACAAUGCAGCUCGGGGGCAGCUUAUUGCGCCCCCUGGCGCUGGUUGUGGUAUGCUUGGCUGUUUCUCAGGCACGGCUACUGGUCGUGAGCCAGACUUCUUUUGGGAAUGGCGCCGGGUCGCUCUAUACAAUUCAGGAAACGGGCAGCAGUGAGGCAGCUUCAGAGGCGACAGCCGAUACCGGUUCCGGCUCGCUGCCUAGCGCACUGUUUGGGCCUGUUUUCAGCUCACCCUUCGCAUGGCUUCAGCAGCAGCUCAUGAUUAUGGAGGCGCUGCAACAGGCCGCGAUGCAGGGCCUGCGCCCCGUUAUGGAAGCCGAGCCGACGGAGCCCGCUCCAUCCACGCACGAGAUGCUUCGUCACGUCGGCUGUGCGCGCAUGCGUGCCGCCAUGCUGGACCAGAUGGCUCGCGAGCGUGCCUGGUCUGAGGCCGGGCAGGGCUCCGCCGGCGCCGUGUCGGGCCGCUCGUCCUCUUCCUCCGGGUCGGCUACGACCCGCCAAGCCGCGGUCGCCGACUACGAUGAGGGCGCGACCUACACCCUCGCGGCCCAAUCCCACAACGACGAUGAUGACGGCUAUAACGAUGACGACGAGUACUAUUACGAGUACUAUGAGGACUACGGCACCUCGCAGCGGCAGCAAAGCAUGAUUGCCAGCAUGAUCGCCGGCAGCGUGGGCCACAUGCUCCGCGGCGCAUUCGUUGACGCCGUCGCUGCCGACGCGCGGGUCAUGCAGCGGCAGCAGCAGCUGCAGAUGCAGAUGCACGAGGUGGCCAACCUGCAGCAGCAGGCGAUGGGCCGCGAGGAGCUGGAGGACUUGAUCGCCAGCAAGGCCGCGAUGCGUAUUGCGGCGGCGCUGGACGCCGGCGGCGGCGUGGCACGCCUGGGCUAUGAGGACAGCGAGGGCGCGGAGCUUGUCAUGGGCGGAAGCAAGGCGGCGCAAAGCUCUCGUGACUUCGUGCAGAGCUUGUACGACGAGGAUUAUGAGGAGGAUGAGGAGGACGAGGAAGAUGAGGAUGAGGAUGAUGACUACGGCGAGGUGGUGGGCAUGGCUGAGACCAUGCUGUCCAACUUGGAUGCUCUGCUGUCGGAUCACGACGACGACGAGGAGGAGGGCCAGCAGGAGCGCGAGGAGCAGCCCGCCACCAGCAAGGGCGACUACGCCCUCGAGCAGCAGAGGAAGUGGGCGGCGGCGGCCCGCGCCGCCUCCACCUCUGCCGCGAACCUGGACGAGUCGGACGAGGCGUGGGAGGACUACCUGGAGCAGUACUACGCCUACUACUCCAUCUACGGCGACGACGGUGACGAGGAGGACAUCUACGACACCUACUACGAGUCCUACCUGGACCCCUACGCCGAGGCCCCGGAUGCUCUGGACAUGCUGGCCAGCCUGGCCGAGCUGAUCGCCUGGAGCUCCCACACCGGCAGCCUGGUGCUGCACCUCUUCCCCAUCGGCGGCAUUGUCAACGGCGGCCGCUCGGCCUCCGUGGUGGCGCCGCAGCUGCAGGAGCCGCAGCAGCUAUCGCCGGCGCAGCUGCAGCUGAUGCAGCUGCAGCGCCUGCGCGAGCAGAGCGACGCGGCGGAGGUGGCGCAGGGCCGCGGCGCGCUGCUGUUCGCGGGCCAGCCCUACGACCCCGCCGCCGCCACCGCCUCAGCCGACCCGUUCAUGCUGCUGCUGAACGGCGAGGAGGGCGAGUCGGCCUCGGCCGGCACCCUCAUCAUCUCCGACCUCAACCUUGCCUGGUUCAACGACGACGGCAGCCUCAACUGGGGCCUGGUGACGCUCCUCAUCCUGACCGCCGGCACCCUGGCCAUGCUGGUGGGCUUCGUGGUCAGCUGGCUGUCGCUGCGCCGCACCAUGCGCACUGCGGUCGUGUAUCCCGGCGGCGCGGCGGCCUGGCGGCGCGCUGGCGCGCGCCGCGUCUGCGCGGCCAAGGCCGGCGCCGGCUCGGAGGGCGGCGAGUGCGACUCGUUGGACAACCCGCUGCUGCUGCUGCCCGAGGACUGCUAUGGUGCUGAGCCGCUAAAGAUCGAGUGCGCGUCCACGUACGUGCCACCAGUGCUGCCCAACGAGAGCGUUGCCAAGGUGCUGUGCAAAUAAACUCUUCCUUUUUUGCGCAUCAAUGGGGCGUAAGUCGUGAGCGUAUGCUGCAACCAGUAGCCCCAGACGUGGGCCCUCUUCUUUUGGUGCAUAGUGCGCUUGUGUGGCGCUUGUGUGAAGCGCGCGGGUAAGGGAAGCAGUUGGCAGUGCAGCAGUGAUUGCACACUACCGUAUCACGUCAGCACCUCGCAGCACGACCUCGAAGCGUUUGCAAACAAUAUUUGUCGAAUCAGGGAAGCUCUGUGCUUGCUUAGUGUGAUUGUGUGCUGCUUUGCUUUGUGGGCGCGGAAAUCCAGGGUGCGCGUUCCAUACGCGCAGCGAUUAGUGUGCUGGUCCUUGUGGCGGCACGUUUGCUUGCAAGCAGGGGUUGUCUGUAUUAUAUAUUGGCGUGUGUAUGGCGAGGUAGCUUUGUUUUGCACAGGGCCACACAGAAACUGCCUCAGUUUCCCUUCCAACGUGCCACCACCUCUCUUAGUUGCUUCCUUUCUCUUGCGAGUGCCUUGGCGAGUGCCUCUUGCAUUGUGGUCAGCCGUCACUGUCUUGUAAGCGAUUACCGGUGACCGAUUUGACUCUGCCAUACAGGAGGUCUUCUGUCUCAUGGCCUUGUGGGCAGGUGGCUGGGUUAGGACCUGGGUUGCCUGCUGCUGAACGCACCACAUGACACAGUGCGGCGUUCGGUGUUAGACUUGCAGCUGUAUCCCUUGUCCUUCAGGACGCUCUCUUGGCGGGAUUCUUCAUAGUAUCACGCGCUUUCGGCUGUAGAGCGGGAACAGGAGUAAGG
This is a messenger RNA of Chlamydomonas reinhardtii, 2965 nucleotides long. RefSeq lists its product as uncharacterized. The record is from RefSeq and is a predicted model, not a curated record. The coding region runs from base 91 to 2184 and encodes 697 amino acids. The transcript is spliced from 7 exons. Lineage: Eukaryota; Viridiplantae; Chlorophyta; Chlorophyceae; Chlamydomonadales; Chlamydomonadaceae.